Molecule: messenger RNA, 411 nt
Organism: Anolis sagrei ordinatus
Lineage: Eukaryota; Metazoa; Chordata; Lepidosauria; Squamata; Anolidae
Source: RefSeq, a predicted model, not a curated record
AUGUGCCUGGUGGUGGCCCUGUGUCUGUGCGUGGUGCUGGGUGCGGGGGGCUGCCGUGCCUACGGCUUCCGCAACUGCAUCCAGGACAUGUUGGACCCGGGCUACUUCAAGUGCAUGCAGCGCUUCCUGGCGGAGGUCUCCUCGGCCACGGCGGACCUGCCGGCCAACGCCACCGCCCUCAACGCCUCCCUCAAUGCCAUCCACCGCCUGCCGCCCGGGACCUUCGCCCGCCUGCCGGCCCUCAGGGAGCUCUCCCUGACCCACAACGGCCUGCGGGACGUGGCCGAAGGCGCCUUCGAGGGGCUGCCCGCCCUGCGCAGCCUCAACCUCUCCUGCAACGCCCUCCAAGGUCUCUCCGCCGGGGCCUUCCACGGCCUCCACAACCUCAGCCUCCUCCUCUUGGCCGGUUGA